Molecule: messenger RNA, 1527 nt
Organism: Adineta steineri
Lineage: Eukaryota; Metazoa; Rotifera; Eurotatoria; Adinetida; Adinetidae
Source: the annotation of a GenBank genome assembly
AUGACGUCAGCCGAUGAUGAAGAUGCUAUAGACGAUCACCAUCAAUUUCUUACUCCAUCAUCGGAUUUACUCUCCCCGAAAACUGAUAAUGGCGUCAUUAGUCCCCACAUAACUUUGACAAUAAAUAAUAAUGAUAAUGAUUCCGCUGAUACUGAAGAUAUAUCCUAUGUUAUUCAACCCUUACCAACAACAUUAACAUCAUCAACAAUGACAACAACAACAUUAAAUACUCCUCAAUUACAUACAUAUUUAAAUUUAAGUGCAGCAAGUAGUGAGUCAAGUCUUGUUCAGCCACUUCUUAAAGAAAAACAUGAAACACUACCUAUCUAUACAUCACCUAAUAAUAGUGAAGAUGAACGAACAGCAUCAUCCUCAUCCUCAACAACAUCAUCAACAAGUUCCAAUACUUCACUUAUACCAAAUUGUCGUUCAUAUAUGACAUUAUAUUUUACUGAUAUGCUGAUAUCUGCAUUUUUCAUAACACCAUUUGUUAAUAUUCAUUGGCGUGGUGCCUGGGAUUUACUUGAUAUACAUUUAUUACCUGAUUAUCCACGUACGAGUGCAUUGAUUUCAUUGGGUAUUGGAUAUUUUAUGCUUUAUAUGAUAUAUUUAACCCAAGGUUGUUUACAACGAUUUUAUGAAAAACAUCGACACAAUAUUUUGGGUCAAAUAAUGACUAGAUUAUAUACAUUGCUACUUGCAUUAGCUUAUAUUAAUCAAUGGCGUGGCUUAUGGAAUUUAUUAGAUUUAACAAGUAAUGAAUGGUAUCAUUUAGUUGGUGAAACAGGAAUAUGUAUUAUAUUUCUUUUAUUAAUGAAAUCUAUCUAUAAUCUCAAUUCAGCACCAUUUUUAAUUGGUGUUGAUACUGAAAGUUAUUUUUUACUCGAUUCAAAAUAUACAGUAACAACAAAUAAUUUUUUACAACAUACAUUUGACUUUUUCUAUUAUGAAUUUGUUGAAGCACCAUUACUAAUAAUAACAUGGCGUGGUCUUUAUAAUCUUUCGGAUUCAUAUAUAUGCCCUGAAAAUCGACAACUUUCAAUGAUAGUAUCAUUUGCAAGUGGCUAUUUAUUAUAUUUUCUUCUUGCACUCAUACAAAUUCCAGUUGUACGAUGUUUAAUAAAACAACGUCAUCAUUUCUUACAUUCAAUUGUAUCGAAUUUAUUUCAUUUAAUUGCAUUUAUAAGUGUUGUUCAAAUUUGGAGAAGUUUAUGGAUUAUUUGUGAACAAUAUUUAAAUAUAACAGGCUAUCAUAAUACAACUCUUUGGCUUUGCUAUGGUGUUGCUUUUGUUGUGCUGACAUGUGGCUUGGCAGCAUGUUCAUUAAAUGGACCAGGUGGAUCGAAAGAUAGUUAUAUUGAUGAAGGGCCUAUACUUCUAUUUAAAUUUGAUUAUUUUUCAACAUUACUUAAACGUCAAUCAAGUCAUUUGAAAGUAACUAAAGAUGGUAGUUUAAGUUCUGAUAUAUCAUCAACAGAAACAAUAAUAACUGCUGAACGACUCUAUCGAUUUGAACCUUCUGUCUAA